AUGAUAACUCUAAAACAUAUUGAAAGGACAUUUGAGAGAUUUGAUUAUUAAAAAAAUUCAGUUCUUACAGGAUAGGAGAUUCAAUAAAAAAUGAAUAAGAUGAUUGGUAAUUAAGAUAUGGAUAGUGAUGUUCUUAAUGAGAUUUUAGCAUAAUGCUAAAAAACAAUAAAUAAAAAUUAUGAGUAAAUUUAUCGAAUGCAAGAUUUGGCAUAAACAAUUUAUAGUGCAAUAAUAAUUUUGAGAAACAAAUUAGAAAAAAUAAAGUCAGAUAUCAAUACAUUAGAAGAAAAUUAUGAAAGAAAAUAAUAAUAAAUAUAAGCAACUUGUAAAAAUAAAAUUUAAUAUUAAAGCAAAUAGGAGUGAAAUAAAAUAUGUUUAUCUUAUGAUUAAUAGUGCAAAUAAUAUAUCAAAAAAGAUUUAAUAUUCUGAUUGUUAUUUGUAAGUAUCAUUAGGUACUUAAUCGUAGAGAUUAAAACCUAUUGAACAUUUUGACAUGAUAAAUCCUGAGUUUAAUAGAGAAAUUGAAUUGUAUGACUUAUUUUAGAUUAUAAAAUAGUUCGAUUCCAAAUAAUAUGUAUAUAUUGACUAUAUAAUUCUGUACUAAAUAAAGUGAUUCUACAUUGCCUACUUUAUUAGGAUAAGCAUAAAUAUCAAUAAGUUCAUUAGAGGAAUAGCUUAAACCUUUAAAGUUGUAAUUAAAGGACCCAUUAGGAAAAGAAGUAGGAUGUUUUAUAGAUAUGCAAGUCUAACUUAUUCUAAAUAGAGUAAUAUCAAUUCUAAGAUUAGAAUGAAUAUCUCCAAAAUUAAGUUGGAUUAACUAAAGAUAAAAUUAAAUAACUGACAGAAUUAAAUAAACAAGUUACUCUAUAAUAUGAAUUAUUAACAAGACCUUUUAAUUAGAUAGAAAAUAUCAAUAAUUAAAAUGGUUAAUCAAAUAUUUAAUAAGAGAUAAACUUUAAUUUAGAAAAGAAACCAUUUGAAGUUGCUGCAGAUCCUUUAAUAACAUCAAAAAUAGAUAUUAAUUAAACUCAUGCAAAUUCUUAACCUGAAAAUGAAUAUCCAUAAGCACCUAAUGAUUUAGAAUCAGGAAUGACCAUCUUUUCUAUUUAUGGUUUGAUAACUCUUUUUAUAUGUUCAGCAAAACCAUCUUUUUUAGAUUUGCUAAUAUGUUAUGGUUUAUUAUUCACUGUUUUUAUGGAUAGAUUUGAACCUGAACAUGUUAAAUUAGUAGGCUUAGGUUUAAUUGCAUCAAUUAUUUAUGAUAUUCUUUGGUUAUCAUAAUAUCACUCAUGGUGGAAUAGUACAAAUUAUAAUAAUCCUGAAUGGGGAUAAAAUUCUGCAUUACUAUUAAAAAUUGUAUUGGUUCUCACUUACAUCUUAUUUUUCUAUAAAGUAAUUAAUUUAUUUAAUAUUAUAGUUUCUUGUAUUUUAUUACAUAUAUUUAUUUUACAAAGAGACACUUGAUCCAGUUAAAUCCUUUAGUUUUAAAAUUUGGAAUAUAUAAUAUAAAGUAGGAAAAAAUAGAUAACACGUUUUUUGGCAAUGA
Messenger RNA from Paramecium sonneborni, 1546 nucleotides. The record is from the annotation of a GenBank genome assembly. NCBI's taxonomy places the organism in Eukaryota, Ciliophora, Oligohymenophorea, Peniculida, Parameciidae.